AUGGCGACGACGGCCCGCCCUCACCACAGGGCCUCGUCCAUUGCCUCGUCCACCUCCUCCGACAAGCUCUCCCCCCUCGCGCCCUCGUCCUUUGUCGCCGCCGCCGCGGCCGCCUCCUCCCCGAUCCCCGCCUCCGCGACCUCUCCCCCCGAUACCCACGCGACGACGACGAUACCCGCGCAACAGCAGCAGCAGCGAUCACACCAGCAACAACGACAGCAACAGCAUCCAGACGCAACGCCGCCGCCGUCCGUCCACCCGUCCAUCCUCCAGCCCCGCGUCGCCGUCGUCCUCAACGUGCCCCCGCCAUGGCACCCGUGGCUCUUCGCCCUGCGCCUGUGCUCCAUCCUGCCCGCGCUGUGGUGGGGGCUGCCCUGCGCCCUCGAGCUGCUCCUCCGCCUGCUGCCCAACAAUGGGCCCGGGCGGGCUCCCCGCGGCGCGAACCGUCCCGCCGGCGACGAUGACGCCGUGCCUUUUGCCCUCACCGAGGGGGCGCUUGCGACGAUAUGGUGCUUUGCGUGCGGAUACCUCGCCUUCUUCUUCACCGACUGCCUCAUGUCCAGAUGGCUCAUCAACUACACCCCGCAAGCCACCAUCGUGCGCCUCCUCACCAUCAACGCCGUCAACGCCUACCUCACCCUCUCCGUCCUCUCCCUCACCGGCGGCUUCCACGACCAGCGCCUCCUCCUGCCCGGCUGGAUCGGCAUCGCAACGACCCUCACCGUGUGCUACCACAUCACGCACCAGAAAAUCAACAUUCGCAAGGAGACGUCCACGUCGGUCAACGUCUUCUCCAUCGCCAGCUACAUCACCAUGGUCACGCUGCUCGUGCACAUGCACUCCAACCUCGUCGACUACCCGACCAUGCCCUUCGUGGCGCGCGGGAGACAGCUGCUCAACGACGGGCGGGGCAUGUGGGCGAGAGUCAAAGGCGCCAUUGAGCGCUCCGAGCUAUAG
Molecule: messenger RNA, 957 nt
Organism: Purpureocillium lilacinum
Lineage: Eukaryota; Fungi; Ascomycota; Sordariomycetes; Hypocreales; Ophiocordycipitaceae
Biological process (GO): cellular response to oxidative stress; protein N-linked glycosylation
Cellular component (GO): endoplasmic reticulum membrane
Source: RefSeq, a predicted model, not a curated record